AUGCGCAUACACCCUGUGUUCCAUAUAAAUCUUCUUACUAAAUUUCAUCCUGAUCCUCACGGACGCGACCCUCCCCAACCUGCACCCAUUAUCACAAAAGAAGGAGAGGAGGAAUAUGAGGUUGAAAAAAUCCUGGAUAGCAAAUGGAAAGGACGUGGUAAAACAAGGAAACUCUGGUAUCUGAUUAAGUGGAAAGGAUAUGAUGAAGGAAGCAAUUCCUGGGAGCCAAUUGAUAAUGUGGCCAAUGCCAAGGAAGCAAAAGAAGAGUUCCAUAAGGAGUACCCUGAUGCAGUUGGAGCUUGA
Messenger RNA from Rhizoctonia solani, 303 nucleotides. Its product is annotated as Retrotransposable element Tf2 protein. Gene Ontology annotation, molecular function: chromatin binding. The record is from RefSeq and is a predicted model, not a curated record. Gene Ontology annotation, cellular component: pericentric heterochromatin. The transcript has a single exon. NCBI's taxonomy places the organism in Eukaryota, Fungi, Basidiomycota, Agaricomycetes, Cantharellales, Ceratobasidiaceae. The coding region runs from base 1 to 303 and encodes 100 amino acids. Gene Ontology annotation, biological process: negative regulation of transcription by RNA polymerase II; chromatin organization.